GUCAGUGCAGGCAGAGCAGGACACUCUGUGGGGGAACUUUGUUACUAUGAAACUUAGAAAUAUUUACUAUAUAGUGUUAAACUUAUCAAUACCCCUCGCAAAUCAAUAACCUGCCCCCGGGGUUGGAGUUUUUUAGUUUAGUUUGCCUGGAAAGGGCCUCUAAACUCACUAUUCUUACACUUUUUUGAAAGAAUGUGUGAGACAGACAGUUAGCCAGCUAGCCGCUAGCUAGCUAGUUGAGAGGUGAUACAGGCGGUAGGGAGAACAAAAGAUUUUUUGCGUUUUGGCCGGUUGUACUGACACCAAGUCCAUGCAGAACGUGUCAUACCAUCACAAUGCCCGUUUUACUUUUUCUGAUAGACACGUCCGCUUCAAUGAACCAGCGCACCCAUCUGGGCACUACCUAUCUGGACAUAGCAAAAGGCGCUGUUGAGACUUUUAUGAAGCUCAGAGGCAGAGAUCCGGCGAGCCGCGGGGACCGGUAUAUGUUGGUAAAUUUUGAAGAGGUUCCGUUCGGGAUUAAGGCCGGUUGGAAGGAGAGUCACGCAACUUUUAUGACAGAAUUGAGGAAUCUUCAGGCAAAUGGACUCACUACUAUUGGCCAUUCACUGAGGACGUCUUUUGAUUUACUCAAUCUCAAUAGAUUAGUGACUGGAAUAGACAACUAUGGACAGGGAAGAAAUCCAUUUUUCCUUGAACCUGCCAUCAUCAUCGCCAUCACCGACGGCAACAAGCUGACAAGCACCGGAGGAGUCCAAGAUGAGCUGCACUUGCCCCUGACCACUCCUCUGCCUGGGUCGGAGCUGACCAAAGAACCUUUCCGAUGGGACCAGCGUCUGUUCGCUCUGGUGCUCAGAAUCCCCGGGGUGUCGUCUGUGGAGCCGGAGCCUUUGGGUGGAGUUCCCUCUGACGAUUCACCCAUCACCCCCAUGUGUGAGGUCACAGGAGGCCGUUCAUACAGUGUGUUCUCCCAGCGCAUGUUGAACCAAUGUCUUGAGUCUUUGGUCCAGAAAAUCCAGAGUGGAGUUGUCAUAAACUUUGAGAAAACUGGACCAGAUCCUCCUCCGCUUGAGGAUGCUCCUGUAGAGCCAGUGAAGCCCGGCCCUCAGCCCUGGCACUGCUGCCACAAACUCAUCUACGUUCGACCAAACCCCAAAACUGGAGUCCCCAUUGGACACUGGCCCAUCCCUGAAGCCUUCUGGCCCGAUCAGAACUCCCCCACUCUGCCCCCUCGCUCGGCCCACCCUCAUGUCCGGUUCUCAUGUCUGGACGCUGAGCCAAUGGUCAUCGACAAAGUACCGUUUGACAAAUAUGAACUUGAACCUUCGCCGCUCACACAGUUUAUACUGGAGAGGAAGUCCCCACACACCUGCUGGCAGGUGUUUGUGUGUAAUAGUGCCAAAUAUAGUGACUUGGGCCAACCCUUCGGAUACCUGAAGGCCAGCACCGCUCUUAACUGUGUCAACCUGUUUGUAAUGCCCUACAACUACCCUGUGCUGCUGCCACUACUCGAUGACUUGAUAAAAGUGCACAAGUUCAAGCCAACUUUAAAAUGGCGACAGUCCUUUGAAAAUUACUUGAAGACGAUGCCUCCGUAUUAUAUUGGGUCAUUGAAAAAAGCGCUAAGAAUCAUGGGAGCUCCAAACCUGUUAGCAGACAACAUGGAGUACGGCCUGAGCUACAGUGUAGUUUCUUACCUGAAAAAACUCAGCCAACAGACAAAGAUUGAGUACGACCGGUUGAUUGCGUCCAUUGGUAAGAAGCCCCCUAUGGAGGCGGGCAUUAAGGUGCGGUGGAGGGGAGGGGGCGUGUCUUUGGCCCAGAGGCGGGACUUCAUUCAGCAGCUGCACAGUCUGACCGGAGACGCCCCUCUGCCCAUGGAGCUCAACCCCAAAGAGUACCAGGGUUUCCAACUCGCUUUGCUCAAUAAGGGUUUGAAACCGCAGAGUUUCAGAAACCCAUACGACAUCCCCCGCUCUCACCUCCUGGACCAGCUGAGCCGGAUGAGGAGGAACAUCCUGAAGACCAAUAUCUGUGCUCUGAGAGGACACGACUCUGACCAGCUCCACAGUGUUCCGAUCGCUCAGAUGGGGAAUUACCAGGAUUUCCUAAAAGCCGCUCCUCAGCCGCUCCGAGAUGCCGACCCUGAGCAGCCAAAACGCCUGCACACGUUUGGAAACCCAUUCAAACUUGACAAGAAGGGCAUGAUGAUUGAUGAGGCGGACGAGUUCGUGACCGGUCCUCAGAAGCAGGGUAAACGCCCGGGUGACAGCAGUAACCUUCAGGGCGGGGGUCCCAAACGCAGACGCUGCAUGUCCCCUCUGCUCCGACUGGGACGAGCCUACACCCCCCCAGUCACUCCCCCCGCAAGCCCACGCCACAACACAGAUUCGGAGAUGAGCGACGGCCUUCCUGAACCGGACAUUAUCAUAAACCAUUUGAAUGAGAAUCACUGCAGCUUGGACCAAAACCCAGACUCAGAAACAGACUCAAUAUGUGAAGAAAACCACAUAGAUCCUCCUCACCCCACCAGGCACAGGGGGGAGGAGGAGAACGGCCAGCCCCAGAGCGGAGAGCUUUUAUCAGGCAGCGAAGAAGGAGCAGAGGUGGUCCAACUGGAGGAUCAGCCGUCACGAUACCUCUCUCCACAAUCUCUGAAAAAACACAUCCAUAGCGAAACUGCAAAGGUCAACAACGAACUUAGAGCUCUCAUAACCAAGGAGAUCAGGAAACCAGGAAGACACUACGACAAAAUUUUCCACUUCCUCAAACAGAUCCAGGGAACUCUGGACACUCGGCUAAUAUUCUUACAAAACAUCAUCAAAGAAGCUGCCAGGUUUAAGAAGAGAGUUUUAAUCGAGCAGCUUGAAAACUUCUUGGAGGAAAUUCAUAACAGAUCCAACAACAUGAACCACGUGGACUCGCUCUGAAAUCGGCUCUGCCCAAAACCCUGGACUUUUGAGACUCCACAGAGACCAGACCAGGUCCAGACCACGGACCAGACUAUCACCUAUUUAAUGUUAUCAGCAAUAUUGUGUUUAGACCAGUGAUUCGUAAACUUUUCACAUUAGGUACCACCUCAAAAAUCUGUUGGCCUUGUUGGACUAAAAUGAAAAAUUUACUCAACCGAAACUAAACCGGAACCAUUUGAUAAAUGUCUUCCUAUUGUGGACCCAAAGUUGAAACCAAUAGUAAAUGGGAAACAUGCGUAUUAAACCACGGCCCCAGGAAGGCACAGAUUUAAACCAGGACUAAAUUAAGAUUAUAUUAGAUUUCAAUCUCAUACAUGAUGAAUUCUUGCAAAUGUUAUUGCUAAAACUAGUUUAAACCAAGCCUAAACUAAGACUUAAAAAGAGUGAACAACAAAAGGAUAACCCGGCUCAAAACCCGGGUCUUCUUGGUCUUGGCACCACAG
Periophthalmus magnuspinnatus is the source of this 3415-nucleotide messenger RNA. RefSeq names its product integrator complex subunit 6 (gene ints6). Gene Ontology annotation, cellular component: integrator complex. The transcript has 19 exons. Gene Ontology annotation, biological process: snRNA 3'-end processing. Lineage: Eukaryota; Metazoa; Chordata; Actinopteri; Gobiiformes; Gobiidae. The record is from RefSeq and is a predicted model, not a curated record. Bases 336 to 2930 code for a protein of 864 amino acids.